AUGGGGGAUAAAGUUUGUAAGUAUGCAUUAUAAAUUUAGUAUCUAUCUUCAUCUUCGUCCAUGGCAAAGUCACUGCCAACUCCAGAAUCUAGUACGUAGAGAGGACUGUAAAUAAUAGAAAAAAGGGGGGAAACAAUAUUAAAAAGGGAGGUCAAUCAAAACUGAUUUAUGAAAUAGAUAUUACUUACUUUAUUGCUCUGCAUGUGAAAAACACAAUGCGUUUCAUUUUCUUAUUGUAGAAGAAAUAAUUAAAAGACCACAAGCAUCCAUCUUCUCCAAAUGGAUCGGAUACAAAGUCUGGAUUGUAACUAAAAUAGUUUCAUACUUUUAAUUUAGCUAGUAACUUCCCCAUACGAGUUUCUAUACAAUUUAUAUUUUUUACCUAUAAAUAUCACAUUCGUUUAAUGAUAUCUCAUCAUCGAUGGCCGCCCAAAGCGCGGUCCUAAGAGUACGAUAAUGAUCACCUGCAGUUGCACUCAAAUUACUGUCUACUGCGUUCAUCACCCAUGUCAAACUUGGUUCCUUGCUAAAUUCAUGACUUUUAGCAUCAGAGAAAUCAUAAUCCGGAUGAAAAGCUGAAUUCAAAGUGGCAAUCAAAUAGAACAGAGUUUUUCUACUGAUUGUGUCGCAUAGUGGGCCAUCUUCAUCACCAGAAACACUGCGACUAUAGAAAAAAUAGAAAGAGAAGAUACAGCUUUUGAUUUAAUCAAUGAUUAUUAAUACCUAAAGUACCUUUGAGCCGGUGAUGUUCCCAAAGAUGUUUGAGGUGGUGAUAAAGCUUGAAGAUCAUGUGGAGUAAAUCCUUGUUCUGCAUUGAAACGUUUGUAUAACUGUUUGUCAUUCCCAGCCAUUUUACAAGAGUAGCUUUCUAUUCUGAAUAUGGAGAAGAUGAUAAAUAUAAAGCAUUGGUUACACAAUGUAUUCAUUACACACAAGUUUGAUUGACCUACCGGCCUAUUAUUUUGCUGUCUCCGGUCUUGAUGGACAAGGCACUAUUGAUAGCUUCGAAGCGUGUACUCUCCAACAGCUUCAUGUUGUCAGUAUGUCAAUGGUUUUUCUCUUACAGUGUAUAAAAGCAGCGUCCCUGUACUGAAUACUCUUGAUGCAUCUCCUAGCGAACCGCUUCUUAUGUCAUUAACACCCCAUUACAUCGGAGUUUGAUGACUGGUUGUUCUGGCAAAAAUCUUGACCUCGUUUCUCAGUCGCAACGGUCAAGGCGUUCAAUAGAAUCGAAAUGUUAGAAAACUUCUUUGACAUCGAAGACUUAUCGAGUCCUUGUACAUGUUUCUUAUGUGUAUGAAAAUUCCUUUCCUCUUUGAGUGCACAAACUUAAUAGUGGACGUGAUGAUUUUUCCCGCGUCCCCGAGCUUGUACAUUACAGAUUCCUAAUUAAAUAGAUCGAUACGGAAUUCACGUCCGUGCGAUAACCGAUUUUCGGUAAUCAGUAGAAUUCGUAUCGGUGAGUCUCAGCCGUGACGGAGUCCUCGGUUGGCUUCUCGCGCCGCUGUUGCGAGUGACGUGACCAGCUGAGAAGAGAGGAAAACGAAUCGCGAAGGACGAACAACUACCCUUGAAAAACAAAAGAUCCUGUUUGUUUUUCGAUCGUGGAGGAACCCAACACUAAACACCAAUGUUCAUGAACAAAGCUGUCUCGAAGUCUCGAUGGAUCGGUAUCGCUUAUCGGGGAAGUCAGCUAAAUAAAGUGACUAACAAACUUCACAACAUCCGCUACUGGUGAAAACAAUCCAUAAUCACGGACAUUGUUGUUGCAAUCACUGAAAUAAUCACGGCCACUGACAAACUAUCGAAACACCUUCGAAAAUUCGAUGGAGUUAGAACUGCCCGAUCGAAGGUCGACCAAACUGAAACCCUUUUCACUCCUGAUUCGCGCCGUGUUACCUAUUAUUUGCGUCUUGAUGUCAGUACGCUUGUAUGCAGCAACGAAUGUAUGCGUCCUACGUGACAGAAAUAGCACACCGAAGCGUCUUGAACUUCCCUCUCUCUUGCUCUUUUUCCCCUUUACUCUCCCCUCGGCCGUAUAAGCUUGAUGGAAGGGAUAUGUUCGUGUGAAUUCCAACCGGCCAAUCAAACGCGGUUCCAAUGAGAUUGUGUGUGCCUGUGCCAGGACGCGGUGCAACUCAUCGUAUGUGUACAGUGUACAGUUGCUUGUUUGUACGCGACUCGAGUUCGCGUAUUCGGUUUAAUUCUAACCUCACAGAAUGCUGACAGGAAUUCGAAUUUAUUGGUAAAAUGUCAAAACGUUGGGGCAGCGACUAUGUGGUCACGGAGCACCGGGAUUUACAGGCUAAUAGCAUGGCCGUGGAUGCGACUGGCAACUACGUGUUACUUGCUGGACGUAGAUGUUUUGCUGUGAAACAUCUUGAUGAAGGUGCUGAUACCUUGAGAAAAUUCCAAAGACAAAGCAAGUACGAGAUCGGCACCACAGAAUGGAAUCCUACAAGUUCAAAUGCUCACAUGUGUGCUGUUUCUAGCAAUACACGUAUAGAAAUAUUGUCACUCACUGGAGGCAGUGGCUAUGAAUUACAGACAACAAAUAGUCUUAAGGCACAUACAAGAGUAGUCAGUGACUUGAACUGGCAUCCCAAAGAACCUGAUAUCAUUGCUUCUUGUAGCAUCGACACAUUUAUACACAUUUGGGAUAUAAGAGACCAGAGGAAACCAUGCUUAUCUUUGUCCGCAGUUGCUGGAUCUUCUCAAGUAAGAUGGAAUGGUUUAUCACCUAAUAUAUUAGCCACAGCUCAUGAUGGGGAUAUUAAAAUAUGGGACCAGCGGAAAGGAAAUAGUCCUGUACAGUACAUAGCUGCUCAUCUAACAAAAAUACAUGGUUUAGAUUGGUGUCCUUUUCAACAAAACCAACUGGCCACUUCUAGUCAGGAUUGUACAGUAAAAAUUUUCGAUAUUAGCAAUCCGCGCAGGGCCGAAAGUAUUGUGACGACGAAUUCACCAGUAUGGAGAGUCAGAUAUACGCCAUUUGGAGAAGGAUUAGUGACAAUAGUGGUACCGCAAUUGCGGCGAGGAGAGAACAGUUUAUUGUUAUGGAACACAACAAACCUUGGCGCGCCUAUUUACACAUUCGUAGGUCAUACAGACGUUGUACUUGAAUUUCAAUGGAGGCACCAAAAAUUAGAAAACAGUGAUUUCGAGUUGAUUACUUGGUCAAAAGAUCAAUGUUUGCGGAUAUACAAAAUCGAUCCAUUUUUAAAGAAGUUGUGUGGACAUGGCAUGGACGAUAGCGCAUCUAUUUAUACACAAUAUUCAGAAGAUAGUAAUUUAAGAACACUACAAUCUAUUCAACAGCUACAGCUCAGUGAUUCUCAAACCGAUCGGGAAAUGAAUUGUAUAACAGCAAAAGUAGACGAAUCUACAUUGAAUUCUGAAUCGGACACAUACAUUGAAAAUAAUAAAGAAAUAUCGUCUCCUACACAGCCGAAAACUUUGCAACAAGAAUUUUCUUUAAUUAACAUGAACAUACCAAACAUAGAGGUGAACGCGAUGGAUGCUGUAGAGCGCAGUUGUACCGUAACAGCGUCCAAUAAAAGUUACAAUGUCAUAUUGAAAGUGAAUUUCCCUGCAAAUUAUCCAUACAGCGCGCAACCUACAUUCCAAUUCUGUCCUGGAACAACAAUCGACAACGCAACAAUGACAAAACUGUUGAAAGUGUUAAAGCAAACUGCUCAGCAACGCGUGAAGAAAAACAGAUCCUGUUUGGAACCAUGUCUGAGACAAUUGAUCGCAACUUUGGAGCAAACAUGUAAAAAGGAUGAAAAUGAAACUACUCACAUUGGAUAUGAUAUUCAGGACAGUGCUAAUUUUUUAAGUUCCUCUAAUAUGUAUACAAACUACCAAGACGCUUAUAUACCUUUCCCUAGAACCUCAGGAGCUAAGUUUUGCUGUGUAGGUAUUCUUGUAUGUUUCGGUCGUGCAUCGUAUACUAGAAGGACGUCGAUGAAACCGGAGAGCACAACGCCUAGAGCUCUAUCUGCUUUGGGGAACGGAAUUGGCAAUGGGGAACAUUUCAUGCACAUGUAUUCGAAUUCAUAUGUACAAUCAAAUGAAAACAUUCCCAUUAGUUCUUUCUACUUUCAAGAUCGCAAAAUGAAUCGGGGAUUACAUAACACCAGUAGAAUGACUCAUCGGUCAUGUUGUAAAAAUUAUCACUUCAUGGUAAUCAUUUAUGACGCUUCGUCAUUAUUUUUCGUGAACAAAGAGCUGGCAGAGAAAUAUGUAAUCAAUAUUACCGACAUCCCAGCGAUGUGUCAAUACAAUGCGAACAUCGCUGCACAAUUGGAACGGCCUGAUUUAGUUCAGGCAUGGUGUUUGGCCGCUCUUGUAAUAUCGCAACCGGUUUCGAACAUUGGACAAAAUUCUUGCCAGUCACCUGACAUUGAUGCACCAUGGCCACUACAUCCUUUCGGUCAAAAUUUAAUUCAUUCUUUAAUACAGCAUUAUGCCAAUCAAUCAGACAUUCAGAUGGCAGGCAUGCUGAGCUGUGCAUUUAGUUAUCGUUCAGAGAAUCUAGACGUUGUUCAGACUCGGCUAAGUAGCAAGUCCGUUAACGUUAGUAGGCUUUCUACAGGAAAAUGGUGGUUGAAGCCUGGCGGAUCGCCCUACCACACUAUACACUUAGCUGACACCACCUUAGAAGGAUGGAAUUUUCAAAAUUUGAAACAGCAUAGAUCCAACUCAUGGUCUGACUCCCUUGACGACUUAAAGCUCAUCCAAGAUACGUUUGGAGACUCCGUAAAAAAUAUUAAACUACUUGACGAAAAGUAUACCACUCUCUACGAUGGGUACAAGAAAGCAUAUGCGGAAGUGUUGCACAGGUGGCGACUGUUGGACGCUCGAGCACAAGUAUUGAAGCAUGUCAGCACAACUCCACUGGAUACGCAUAAAGGCGUGGAAUUUCAAAGCGAAUGCCAAUUGUGUACUAAAGUUAGCAGAGGUCCUCAAUGUGUAAAUUGUAAACGACUGGCUCUGGAAUGCGUAAUAUGUCAUAUCUCUGUGAGAGGUCCAAGUAAUUUCUGUAUAUUUUGUGGACACGGAGGACAUACGCAACACUUAGCAACAUGGUUCUCCAAUGAGACUCUGUGUCCAACAGGUUGUGGAUGUAAUUGUUUGCAAGAGAGUUCCGCCCUCUUAAAGGUGUAAAUAAGACAAAGAGAAUUGUACAUAAUUAAGGCAGUAUGUAUAUAUACAUAUAGAUACGACUAAUGUUACAGAAAAAUAAUAAAUAUGUUUUUUCUUGAGGAUGGUUCAGAGAUCAUAAAA
Molecule: messenger RNA, 5289 nt
Organism: Megalopta genalis
Lineage: Eukaryota; Metazoa; Arthropoda; Insecta; Hymenoptera; Halictidae
Gene: Wdr59
Product: WD repeat domain 59
Biological process (GO): cellular response to amino acid starvation; positive regulation of TORC1 signaling
Cellular component (GO): Seh1-associated complex; vacuolar membrane
Molecular function (GO): signaling adaptor activity; protein binding
Source: RefSeq, a predicted model, not a curated record